UUCUCCUUUCAUUUGUGCCGAGGAGUGCCAAGCAUUUAACCGAGAUUUUAGCGACUUUUCUGUCCUCGAGUGCUUUACUUUCACAAACCACAAAAUUCAAGAUUCACCAGCUCUCGACACCUUACAACUUUAUCUCGCGACAACCUCGCCGUAAGGCCAAGCAGGGUAUGACCAAUACCAACAUCCGAAUCUACGAUGGCAAAGAAGAAGAAGGUCGCAGCUGAAGCCGAGAACUUUCCCCCACAAGCAGGGUGCGAGGGAAAAGAGAAGAUGAGCGAUGAAAUCGAAGAUAUUUCGAAUAAUGAUUGCCUUGAAAAUCUUUUCCGAGAAGACACAAUUCGCGAAGUUGAAGAUGACGACCGGACGAAAUACCUACACGCACAAACAGCAGAGACAGUCGGCCUAGAGUCGAUGACUGCUUCGAUUGCUGCAGUCUCAAUCACGUCGAUUGCUGCCGAUACAUCGCUCGGAUUCAUGGCUUCGAAGCACUCAUUUCUUCAAUCGACCCACACAGAAGUAGUUGAAUCUGAACCCAAUUCCUCCUUUCCCCCAAAAUCUCGAGCCGGAAAGGGAGACUUUCGAACACAGUCAAUUGGCUUGCAGCACCAACUCGAUAAGAAAGAGAAAGAACUGAAGGGCACAAAGCAGCGUGUCGUGGCGGUCGAAGCAAAUUUGGAAGCCUCCAAGGAAGAAAGCCAAUCCCUCAAAGCCAGGAUAAAGGUUCUGGAGACAGAGAGGUCAAAGAUGAAGACAGAAAAUCGGCAACUUCGAACUCAAGUUGGAGAGCAUACAAAAGUAGUGGCCACGUUGAAGGCGCAGCAUAAAGAAGACUUGAGAGCAUCGAAGGAGAGAGAGGAAGCUGACAGUGAGAUGUUGUUCGAGGCUUUGAGGACAAAGAACGCUCUGACCGAAGCGCGUCGGAUUCUGGCCGAGCAAGAGUUCAAGCGGUCAACGAUCAUGCAGCUUCAGACUGAGCUUGCACAAAAGACAGCUGCAAACCUGAGUCUACGCAAUUCUCUUGUGCAAGCGGAGCAAAAUCGUUUACAAUCUGAAAAUCAAUGUACAAUCUAUGAGCAGGCAUAUGAUGCUGCUCAGAAAGAGUUAGCUCAAGAACGAGAGGAGAGCAGCAAAUGGUACGAUACCGAACAGGCCCUUCGACGAAUGAAUGCAGAUAUCUCGAAUCAGCUGGUUCAAGAACAGCAAAACCAUAGAAAAACGAAGGUUCGGCUGAGGAUCGAGACUACGUGUCUCCGACAAACUGAACGAGCCCAGUCGAGCAUAGAAAUGGAUCGUCUCGCACAGCAGGAACAGGUUGCUGAGCUGAAGCAGAAGCUGGAGGGCCAGCAGCCAUUGGUAAACGUCGGAGUGGCGAUCCGUCUACGAUACUUGGAGAAAGAAAGAGCACUUACUUAUGGUCUUUCGGGAAAGGAUCUCGACAAGAACUUGAUCAAAGAGGGAAAUAUUGCGGCACAUCAACCAGACGGCGAGCAAGAUGCAGCUCUUUUCAUUUGCAAUUUGGUACCAGCAGAGAACUCUUUUGAUAUGUCUGAAAUCUACGAAGAAUUAUAUGGGACACCGCCACCAGACUCCAGGGAGGAUUGAUGAAGAUGGAGGAGUACUAGACAAUGUUAGAUUAAGGAUUGGAG
Messenger RNA from Mollisia scopiformis, 1646 nucleotides. RefSeq lists its product as uncharacterized. The transcript has a single exon. Bases 196 to 1602 code for a protein of 468 amino acids. NCBI's taxonomy places the organism in Eukaryota, Fungi, Ascomycota, Leotiomycetes, Helotiales, Mollisiaceae. The record is from RefSeq and is a predicted model, not a curated record.